Messenger RNA from Dracunculus medinensis (Guinea worm), 1215 nucleotides. The record is from the annotation of a GenBank genome assembly. NCBI's taxonomy places the organism in Eukaryota, Metazoa, Nematoda, Chromadorea, Rhabditida, Dracunculidae.
AUGCUUGAAAGAAAACAACGAAUUAUACUUAUAUUAUGUGUUAUGUUCGGAUUAUGGAAUAUGGGAACCCAGUGGACAACAACACUUUUGUCAUUCUUACAAUGGGAUACAAUACAUGUGAUGACAAUCGUUGACAUCAGUUAUAUACAAUCGUUUGGUAGUUUCUGUAAUGCGAUAGGUGCGUUGGCUGUUGGACAGAUGGCUGAUACGAUGGGACCAAAAAUGAUGUUUCUUUUCUCGGCAGUCGUCAUAUCAAUUUACUAUUCAUUAAUAGCAUUUGCGAGAUGUUGGUACUCAUUCUUCUUUCUUCAGAUAUUACGAGUCGGUUAUCAACUUGAUGCGACAGCUGAAAUGUAUCUGGCGACAGUGACAACCGAACGUGAACGAACAUCUGCUUUAAUGCGCCUUACUGUCCCGCAGGCUAUAGCGAUGUUUUUUGGACCAAUGGUCGCAUCACAAUUAGCUAUCCACACCAAUCUUAGAACAUCACAAUUCAUUUGUGGAAUAGUUCUAUUUGUUACUUUGGUGCCAGUUAUUUAUAAAUUUCUUCCCGAGACACAUUCAGUACCAAAACUAGCAACAGCACGACUUAGGCCUCAGGAUUAUUUUCCAAUGAUAAAAAGUAACUCAGCGCUUCGUGAAGGUCUUGUACUUCGUGGAUUACUUAUCGCCUCUUAUGUUUGCUAUGAAUUAAUUGCUAGAAACUUUCUCCUUCGGUCAUUCAUGCAGGGUCCUAAUGAUUCUGCUAAAGUAUUAACCGUUAUGGGUUUAUCUUUACUUAUUGUUCAAUUUCUCAUACUGCCAAUAUUACAACGGAAUUUUUAUCCGAAAACCGUUCUUAGUAUAGCGCUUACUGCCCUUAUUGCUUCAUACUUCGGUGUUACUUUUACGACGAAUCUCGAACAAGUUCUUGUGAUUAUUGCAAUACAAACAUCCUCAUACGCAGUCGCUUAUGCCGAGAGUUGUACACAAAUUACAAGCGCUGUCGAUAUGGCUGACCUGGGUAAAGCGACAGGACUAGCAUCAACGGCGCAGUGGACCGCACAUUUUCUGGUACCAAUAUAUACUUCACAUCUUGUGCAAUCAUGGCACUAUACGUAUGCAUUCUAUACUAGUGCAAUGUUAACUGUGCUAACGCUGUUCUAUGUCAUUUUCUUGACUAAACACUCAAAUGCUAGGGUUCGCAAUCUUCUACCUUCCAUUGGUAUUAUUUAA